Thamnophis sirtalis is the source of this 2101-nucleotide messenger RNA. NCBI's taxonomy places the organism in Eukaryota, Metazoa, Chordata, Lepidosauria, Squamata, Natricidae. The record is from RefSeq and is a predicted model, not a curated record.
CAGCCAGCGCCACUUCACAAAUCGGACGGCCGCCAGUCGCGAAGCGCCUCUGAGCCGCUCGGAGAGAAUUUCCCCGCCUCCCACACUUGGUUGGGCUGCUUCUUCCCUUCGCCUUUGCAGGCCGCUAAGCCCGCCGUUUUGUGAGACCCUCUUUGGGCCAGCCCGAAGCUGGCCUCGGCCGUCGCCAUGGAGCCUUGCCCGACGACGGAUGGUUCCUGCGAGAAGAAAAGGAUUAGCUCGGAACGUAGAAAAGAGAAGUCUAGAGAUGCAGCCAGGUGUCGGAGGAGUAAAGAAUCAGAAGUGUUCUAUGAACUUGCUCACCAGUUGCCUCUUCCCCAUCACGUGAGCGCACAUCUUGAUAAAGCCUCUUUUGAAUUGACAGGACACAGCGUGUUUGAUUUCACUCAUCCAUGUGAUCAUGAAGAGUUGAGAGAAAUGCUCAUCCAUCGAAAUGGAUCUGUUAAAAAGGGAAAGGAUCAAAAUACAGAACGGAGUUUUUUCCUCAGAAUGAAAUGUACACUGACAAGCAGAGGAAGAACUGUGAAUAUAAAAUCAGCCACAUGGAAGGUACUUCAUUGUACAGGUCAUAUUCGUGUUUUUGAGAAUUGCAACAAUCCGACUGUGUGCGGCUAUAAAAAGCCUCCCAUGACGUGUUUGGUAUUAAUUUGUGAGCCUAUACCUCAUCCAUCAAAUAUUGAAGUCCCAUUGGAUAGUAAAACGUUCCUCAGCCGCCAUAGCCUUGACAUGAAAUUUUCCUAUUGUGAUGAAAGGAUUACAGAACUAAUAGGAUAUGAUCCUGAAGAACUCCUGGGGCGUUCUGUAUAUGAAUAUUAUCAUGCACUGGACUCUGAUCAUCUGACCAAAACACAUCAUGACAUGUUUGCCAAAGGGCAAGUCACCACCGGACAGUAUCGAAUGCUUGCCAAGCAAGGAGGCUAUGUCUGGGUAGAGACUCAAGCAACUGUUAUAUACAAUACUAAGAAUUCUCAACCACAAUGUAUAGUGUGUGUGAACUAUGUCUUGAGUGGAAUUGUUCAGCGGGACUUGGUUUUUUCACUUCAGCAAACAGAGUGUAUGUUGAAACCAGUGGAUUCUCCUGAGAUGGGAAUGAGGACAGAACUCAACAAGAGUGAUCUGGAAGAUAGCAGCAGCCUCUUUGAGAAACUUAAGAAGGAACCUGAUGCAUUAGUCUAUCUUGCUCCUGCUGCUGGAGAUACCAUCAUUGCAUUAGAUUUUAACAACGAUGAGCCAGAUGAACAUCAACCAUCUGAUGACGUUCCUUUGUAUAAUGACGUAAUGCUCCCCUCAUCCAGUGAGAAACUGCAGAAUAUAAAUUUGGCAAUGUCCCCACUAUCUGCUUCUGAAACAACAAAGCCCCUCUGUAGCAAUGCUGAUCCAGCACUCAAUAGAGAGGUGGUGGCCAAACUGGAACCCAGCACGGAGCCCUUAGAUCUUACUUUCUCCAGCCGCCGGACCCAGGAUCAACCAGCUACUCCUUCUGAUGGAAGCACUAGCCAAAGCUCACCUGAGCCUAAUAGUCCUCCAAAUGAUUAUUGCUUCAGCGUGGAUAAUGAGAUGCCAAGUGAGUUCAAGCUGGAAUUGGUGGAAAAGCUCUUUGCAAUAGACCCAGAAUCAAAAAAUCCCUUUUCAAUGCAGGAAACAGAUUUAGAUUUGGAAAUGUUGGCACCUUAUAUCCCCAUGGACGAUGAUUUCCAGUUGCGCACCUUCGACCAGCUUUCUCCACUGGAGGGCAAUACUGCAAGUUCUUCUUCUAAUGUGACUCCUGUGACAGGGUUUCAGCAAACUCCAAUGCAGUCAUCGGCCACUGACACGAUAAGAUCCACGACAAUCAAACAUGAAACUGCUCCGAAGAUGCUUGUAAUGCCUGCCCCUAUUAAUCCAAAAGUACUCACAGAUCCUGCUCCCAUAAUCAGUGCCCCGGCAUCACCUUAUGCUAAGAAUCAAAGUCGGACUUCCUCUCCAGUCAGAACGGGAAAAGGCACAAUAGACCCGACAGACCAAAUAAGUACAGGAGCACCGGACUUGUUGACAGUCACUUUUGAUAACAGGUAAAUGGGGUUAUCUGUCAGAUCGUAAAAGU